Molecule: messenger RNA, 1515 nt
Organism: Sinocyclocheilus anshuiensis
Lineage: Eukaryota; Metazoa; Chordata; Actinopteri; Cypriniformes; Cyprinidae
Product: complexin-4-like
Exons: 3
Coding region: 386-865 (159 amino acids)
Biological process (GO): regulation of neurotransmitter secretion; neurotransmitter transport; synaptic vesicle exocytosis
Cellular component (GO): terminal bouton; SNARE complex
Molecular function (GO): syntaxin binding
Source: RefSeq, a predicted model, not a curated record
UGCAAAACACAGAAUUCAUAGUUUUCAAGUUUUCUCUCUGAUUGUUGUCCUCUAGUUAGAGCUUUUGAUUGAUAAAUGCAUUGAGUUCUUUAACUUUUAUUGUGUGGAAAAGAGAAAGUCACAGCCAUCUGCCUUUCAGUGUAGACAGCCGCAUCUUAAUCCAGAUUAUGGCUGCAGCAUAAACGUUUUUUGUUUUUUUUCUGGCCGCCAUUCGUAGUCAACAGUGUGCCCUUGAUAACAGACAGGCAGGUCGGUUAGCCUAGCUCCAAUUAGACCACCAACAAUCCAUCUGACGGACCUCUCUGCUGGAAACUAAGGAAUUUCACCAAAAGAUUUCAGGAAAUCGCAACUUGACGUCAAUCUAGAGACUCCAGCAGGGUAAAAAAUGGCAUUUUUAAUUAAAAGUAUGGUGGGAAACCCACUGAAGGGAAUGGGAUUUGGAGGAGGAGAGGAAAAGGCUGAGGAGGAGACCCCCAAGGACCCCGCAGCGGCCGCCGGUAUGACUAGAGAAGAAUAUGAGGAGUACCAGAAGCAGGUAGUGGAGGAAAAAAUGGCAAGAGAUGCAGACUUCUUGCACAAGAAAGCAGAGAGGGCCACUCUGAGGGUUUGUCUACGAGAAAAAUACAGACUUCCUAAAAGUGAGCAGGACGAGAACAUGAUCCAGAUAGCAGGAGAUGACGUGGAUGUUCCCGAGGAGCUGCUGAAGAUGGUGGAUGAGGAUGCCACGGAGGAGGAGGAGAAGGACUCCAUCCUGGGGCAGAUGCAGAACUUACAGAACAUGGACAUGGAUCAGAUCAAAGAGAAAGCCAGUGCUACACUGACAGAGAUCAAGUCCAAGGCUGAGGAGAAGUGCUCUGUCAUGUAGUGGUUUUUAACACAUUCACACAUUUCUACAAACCAGGUCAGGUUUUUGAUGCAGUUUUGAUACAAAAACCAGGUCAGGUUUUUGAAACACAGUUUUGAAAAACUUUUUGUUUUUGACAUGUCUUCAAAUGAAAUUUCAUGUGAAAGCAUGUCAAAAGAAGUCACCCAAGUUUUUAGUUCCCAAAAGCUGCAAGAUCUGGCUCUAGAUCAGCUUUUCAGCUUCUCUUGCUUGGCUCCCAGUUAUGCUGCAGGACUUUUUCUUUUGUUUGUGUUGUUUGAAUAACUGAUGUUGUAGUCUAUUCCCUCCUUUUCCUUUUUUUUUUUUUUUAUUACCCGUAAUAUUAUAAUAUGCAAUAUUACCUGUAGAUAUAUCUAACAAACAUCUAACUUGAACCUGAGGCGGAGAAUCUCUGUUUAAAUCCCCCUCCUGCUUUUUUGCACAAGGGAUGAGAUGAAUGUGAUGCUGUUAUUUCUUCUUCUUCUUUUUUUUUUUGACAGCAGACCAUCUAGCAUUGACAUAUAUGAUAUUGUAAUGCUCAUUAGGAAUCUUUAGUCAUAUAUAUUAAGUUUUUAUGUGAGGUAAAUAGGCAUGAAUAGGAUUGAUGUCUCAUGUGUAAACAGAUUAAACACAUGAAUAAAACAGUGGAUUGA